This is a messenger RNA of Eublepharis macularius, 4853 nucleotides long. It is a transcript of the gene INPP5F, whose product is annotated as inositol polyphosphate-5-phosphatase F. Lineage: Eukaryota; Metazoa; Chordata; Lepidosauria; Squamata; Eublepharidae. The transcript has 20 exons. Bases 74 to 3481 code for a protein of 1135 amino acids. Gene Ontology annotation, biological process: regulation of endocytic recycling; phosphatidylinositol dephosphorylation. The record is from RefSeq and is a predicted model, not a curated record. Gene Ontology annotation, cellular component: clathrin-coated endocytic vesicle; early endosome. Gene Ontology annotation, molecular function: phosphatidylinositol-4-phosphate phosphatase activity.
CGUCCCUUCCCUGCGAGGCUGGCUGAGGCGCGGUUCUCCUUCUCCCGCCGCUGCCUUUCUUCGCUUGCCCAGAAUGGAGCUCUUCCAAGCCAAGGACCACUACAUCCUCCAGCAGGGCGAGCGGGCGCUCUGGUGCAGCCGCGCUGACGGCGGCUUCCAGCUCCGUCCCGCUACUGACCUUCUACUUGCUUGGAAUCCGAUUUGUCUGGGGCUGAUAGAAGGAGUUAUUGGGAAAAUUCAGCUUCAUUCAGACCUGCCAUGGUGGUUGCUUCUUGUUCGCCAAAAAGUGGUAGUUGGCAAGCUUCCAGGAGAUCAUGAAGUAUGCAAGGUAACAAAGAUUGCAGCAAUACCACUUGCAGAAACAGAACCCCAGGACCUGGAGUUGGAGCUCUGUAAAAAACAUCAUUUUGGGAUAAAUAAAUCGGAGAAGAUUACACAAUCUCCAGAUGACUCUAAAUUUCUCUUGAAGACCUUCACUCAGAUUAAAUCAAAUGUUUCGGCUUCUAAUAAAAAGAAGGUCAAAGAAAGUAAAGAGAAGGAGAGACUGGAAAGGAGAUUGUUAGAAGAAUUAUUCAAAAUGUUUAUGGACUCCGAUUCCUUUUAUUAUUGCUUGACUUAUGACCUAACAAACUCUGUGCAAAGGCAGAGUGCAUGUGAGAAGGCCAACUUGCCACUUUGGAAGAAGGUUGAUGACAGAUUCUUUUGGAACAAACACAUGAUUCAAGAUCUGAUCAGUAUUGGUAGUUCUGAAGUGGAUUUUUGGGUUACCCCAGUCAUACAGGGAUUUGUACAGAUUGAAGAGCUUGUAGUUAAUUAUAAUGAAGCUUCAGAUGAAGAGAAAAGCAGUCCUGAGACACCACCUCAGGAGUCCAUUUGUGUGGAUGACAUUCACCCAUGUUUUCUUGUGGCACUUAUCUCCCGCAGAAGUCGCCACAGAGCAGGGAUGCGUUACAAACGAAGAGGAGUUGAUAAGAAUGGAAAUGUGGCAAAUUAUGUGGAGACAGAACAACUGAUUCAUGUCCAUAACCAUACCCUUUCAUUUGUUCAAACAAGAGGCUCUGUGCCAGUGUUCUGGAGUCAGAUUGGUUAUAGAUACAAUCCCCGGCCACGAUUGGACAAAUGUGAAAAGGAAACUAUCUCCUAUUUCCGUGCACAUUUUGAAGAACAACUGAAAACUUACACAAAACAGGUCAUCAUUAACUUGGUGGACCAGGCUGGAAGGGAGAAAAUUAUUGGUGAUGCUUACCUUAAACAAGUUUUGCUGUACAAUAAUCCAAGCCUUACAUAUGUUUCCUUUGACUUCCAUGAACAUUGCCGUGGAAUGAAGUUUGAAAAUGUACAAACACUAACUGAUGCCAUAUCAGACAUAAUUACUGACAUGAAGUGGUGCUGGGUGGACCAAGCUGGUGUGAUUUGUAAGCAGGAAGGAAUUUUCCGAGUUAACUGUAUGGAUUGUUUGGAUCGAACUAAUGUUGUCCAGGCCGCUAUUGCUCGUGCAGUUAUGGAACAGCAGCUGAAGAAGUUGGGUGUUAUGCCGCCGGAACAGCCUUUGCCUCUGAAAUGCAAUAGAAUCUACCAGUUAAUAUGGGCUAACAAUGGUGAUGCCAUCAGCAGACAGUAUGCUGGAACAGCAGCUUUAAAGGGUGACUUUACAAGGACUGGUGAAAGGAAGCUGGCAGGAGUUAUGAAAGAUGGAGUUAACUCUGCAAAUAGGUACUACUUAAAUCGCUUCCGGGAUGCCUAUAGGCAGGCAGUCAUAGAUUUAAUGCAGGGUAUCCCUGUAACAGAGGACCUAUAUUCCAUAUUUACAAAAGAGAAAGAACAUGAAGCUUUGCACAAAGAAAAUUUGAGAAGUCAUCAGGAAUUAAUUAGCCAGCUAUUACAAAGUUAUAUGAAGCUGCUUUUACCAGAUGACGAGAAAUUCCAUGGUGGUUGGGCACUUAUUGAUUGUGACCCAAGCCUUGUUGAUGCUACUCAUAAAGAUGUGGAUGUUCUGCUUCUGCUUUCUAACUCUGCAUAUUAUGUAGCAUAUUAUGAUGAUGAAGUAGAUAAAGUAAAUCAGUACCAAAGGCUGAGUCUUGACGAUUUGGAGAGGAUAGAAAUAGGACCGGAACCAACUCUCUUCGGAAAGCCCAAGUUCUCAUGCAUGAGGCUCCAUUAUAAAUACAAAGAUACAAGUGGAUAUUUUCACACUCUUAGAGCUGUAGUGCGGAACCCUGAAGAAGAUGGUAAAGACACUCUUCAGUGCAUUGCAGAGAUGCUGCGAAUUACUAAACAAGCCAUGGGAGCAGACUUACUCAUUGUUGAGCGAAAACUGGAGAGAAAGACCAGUAAACCCCAUGAAGACAUUAUUGGCAUUAGAUCCCAGAACAGAGGCUCCCUGGCCCAGGGGAAGAAUUAUUUAAUGAGCAAGUUCUCCUCUCUUAAUCAGAAAGUGAAGCAAACCAAAUCUAAUGUAAAUAUCAGCAAUCUUAGAAAGCUGGGAAACUUUACCAAGCCUGAAGUGAAAGUAAAUUUUUUAAAGCCCAAUCUGAAAGUAAAUCUUUGGAAAUCAGACAGUAGCCUGGAAACCAUGGAAAACCCCAUGAUUGAUACUAAAGUCUGUGCAGAAUCGGACAUUGAAAUCUCUUCAGAUAAUGACUCAUUCCAUUCAGACGAUUUCCUUACAAAUUCUAAAUCUGAUGAGGACCAGCAGUUUGUUGACUCCCUAGAUAAUCUGGGCCAGAUUGAUUACGUCCUGCCUAGCUGUGGUAUCAUUGCUUCUGCUCCUCGUCUAAGCAGUCGGUCCCAGUCUAUAAGCAGUGCUGACAUCAAUAUUAGCAUUACUGUUCCUUCAGAAAUCCACAUCGAACAGUGUGGAGACCAAUCUAACAGAUCUAAAUUUGAAGACCAAGCACUUCAGGAAACUCCAUCCAAUGAGGAUGCUGCAGUGGAGUUUGCUAAGCCAAUUGAUGCAUAUUGCCACCGAUUUGUACAAGAUGCUCAAAAUAAGAUGACCAGUGCUUCAGAAAUUGAUGUCAGAUCUCAAGAGUCCCAUCAGGAAAUGAUUCACAUUAAUAAUUCUAAGAGAAUGGACCCUUGCUUCGGAAAAACCAAAGAGAUUCCUUCUAGACCAUCUAAACUAGAUGUCCCACUUAAAGAGCCAGGCUCACAGUUCUUAGUGGGUGAACAGAUUAAUUCUCCUAGGCCUCGUAAUAACCCAGGCUCUGCAUCUAGUGUUCUGGAGACUGAAGCAGGGUUUUGUAUGACCCCUUCACCAGCAGAGAACAAUGGCAGCAGAGUAGUCUCUCCCUUUGCAAAGAUCCGCAGCUCCAUGGUUCAGGUGGCUAAUAUUACACAAGCUGGUUUGACCCAAGGAAUUAACUUUGCGGUAGCUAAAGUCCAGAAGAGCCCUGCAGACCCAGAAUCUGUAAAUGAGAUUCAGCAAAAUGAACUGAGAGAAAUGUUUACACAGUGUCAGACACGAAUAAUUCAAAUCUAGUGACUGAGCUUUUCUAGUUCAGUUGUGUAAAUUUGUUAAACAAAGGUAACAAAAGCCCUUGAGAGAACUGACUGCCAUUGACUAUUGGUAUCAAAACUACCAAUAACUAUGUUUACAGAAAAGCUUGACAUAGAGAGAAUUGAAUUCUGAACUGGUUUCAGAACUAUUGAAUGGUACCUGUGCUGGUGAAAGUAAAUCCUGCUGAAUGAGUAGUUCAUACACCAGUGGUUGAUGUGCAUGUUAGUUUGAGUGAUCAGUUGCACAGUUAUCUUUUUUUGAGACCAGGUUUGAUGGGUCUUCUGAUUUCUGUACAGUAUUUAUACUGAGGACCUGGUACUGAAUACCUGUUACCUUACUAAUCUUGCACUGUACCAGUGAAAUAUUUUACUCACAGAUGACAUUCUAUUUAUUUUUCAGAUUUUUUUUUAAUGUAAGAUUUUGUGUUCCUCAAUGUUCUAGUUGCAUUCCUAAAGAAGUGGUCUUUGAAGAUAAGUAUGCAUACUAGGGGUUUACUUCUUCCUACCUCCUUUAACUUACUUCUAUGGUAUCUUGGUGCAAUCUAAUAUAGUAAUGUGCAAAAACUUGGAGUGCAGCUACUGAAAAGGUUUUUCUUUUUAAAAAAAUCUCAUCUGGUGUGUCUUCUGUUUAAUGAACCUAGCUCCCUGCUGUUGACCAAAACCUUUUGAGGAAAUACAAGGGUCUUGUCUUAAUAAAUAAAUGAAUGUCAAGUAUAUUCGAGACAUUAGAAUAUUGUCUAAACCUAAGCACCAAAAAUACUGAUAUUUAAAAACCAGAUUAAUCUAAAGGGUUUCAGAGCAGUUAAAGUAGUUAUAAUACAUUGUGAGAUCAUGUCAGCCUUUGUUAUAAUACUGGUAGCGAAUGAACCUGUACUUAAUGUUUGUCCUGGGAUUCUAAGUUGAAUGUGCUGGGAAACGUAUUCCCUCACUGCAUACUCGUAUAUCUCAGAACAGUCUUGUGGAUGAUGUUCUAUAGUAGAAUGUAGCAGCAGGAACAUUGGAUUCUGCUAUCUUGUGCUUCAUAGCCUUAGUAGUCCUCCACUUCAGAGCCAGGAUCUCUGUAUGUUAGUACAUGUGUACUAUAGCUAGGCUGCACGUGAUGUUCUAAGCAGUUAACAAGUGUCAUAAUGAUAGUACAGUGUCUUUGAACAUCUCUAAUAUAACAGAAGUGAUCAACUUAACCUGAUUGUCUAUUUGUUGGAAGGUUUUGAUACUGUUUCCAUAUUGUUAUUUAUUUCUUACUUUGUGAUGAAUGUUUGCUUUUUUUGGAGUGUCUACAAAUUUGUGAUUAUUUAAAAUUGUAUUGUUUUAAUGUGGGAGACAUGAGAAAUAUUUUAAUAAAAAAUUGAGAUACA